Myxocyprinus asiaticus (Chinese sucker) is the source of this 4870-nucleotide messenger RNA. Its product is annotated as potassium voltage-gated channel subfamily B member 2-like. Gene Ontology annotation, cellular component: membrane; voltage-gated potassium channel complex. The record is from RefSeq and is a predicted model, not a curated record. The transcript is spliced from 3 exons. NCBI's taxonomy places the organism in Eukaryota, Metazoa, Chordata, Actinopteri, Cypriniformes, Catostomidae. Gene Ontology annotation, biological process: protein homooligomerization; potassium ion transmembrane transport. The coding region runs from base 382 to 2883 and encodes 833 amino acids. Gene Ontology annotation, molecular function: delayed rectifier potassium channel activity; protein binding.
UCAGUCGAUGCGCUCAGUGUGACGUUCCUUAUAUACGCAGAGUUUGUAUUGUAACACUUUAUCAUGGCUUCGUGGCGAGAAUAAUCCAGUUGCAUUUCUACUACUCAGCUUUUUGCUGCUUAAUUUGCACGAGGUGUUUGUGAGACUCAAAAUGAAGAAGAACGACUGCCCUUUUAACAUGGGUACAACUGACACCUAUCUCCCCUAAUCGGAUGGCGGGGGAAAUAAGGGGGUAAUUUACUUCGUUUUGGGGUUUAGAGGUAAAGGAAGAAGCGGUGAACGGCGGGAAGGUAGAACCAUGGAGGGCCUUGUCUGAGGUGUGUUCACCAUAGUACUCCUAGCUGGCAUCUUAAGUAGCAUAACAUUCAAGUAGCAGCAGUCAUGGCUGAGAGGGCGAACUUUGGGGCUCAGAGGGUCUCAAGGCCACAGGGCUCACUCCCGCCAGAACCCAUCGACAUUAUCCGGACAAAAGCCAGAUCCAGAAGAGUCCGGAUCAAUGUGGGAGGAUUGGUCCAUGAGGUGCUAUGGAGAACCCUGGACCGACUGCCACGAACCCGUCUGGGGAAACUCAGAGACUGUAACACCCAUGAAACCUUAAUGGAGAUCUGUGAUGACUACAGUCUAAAUGAUAACGAGUAUUUCUUUGAUAGGCACCCGGGUGCCUUUUCCUCAAUUUUAAACUUUUACCGGACGGGCAAGCUACACAUGAUGGAAGAGAUGUGUGCUCUGUCUUUUGGUCAGGAGCUUGACUACUGGGGCAUUGACGAGAUCUAUCUAGAGUCUUGCUGCCAGGCGCGAUACCAUCAGAAGAAGGAACAGAUGAAUGAAGAGCUGAGGAGAGAGGCUGAAACUCUCAGGGAGAAGGAAGGAGAUCAGGUGGACACAGGCUGCUGUCCAGACAAAAGACAGAAGCUCUGGGAUUUGCUGGAGAAACCAAGUUCUUCUGUGGCAGCCAAGAUUCUGGCUAUAAUAUCCAUCCUGUUUAUCAUUCUCUCCACGAUUGCAUUAUCACUGAAUACUUUGCCUGAGCUACAAGUGAUUGACGAAUUCGGACAAUCUAAUGACAAUCCAAACCUGGCCCAUGUUGAAGCUGUUUGUAUUGCCUGGUUCACUAUGGAAUAUCUUCUCCGGUUUUUGUCUUCUCCCAACAAGUGGAAGUUCUUCAAAGGGCCACUGAACGUCAUUGAUCUGUUGGCUAUACUCCCCUAUUAUGUCACAAUAUUCCUGACAGAAUCCAACAAGAGUGUCCUCCAGUUUCAGAAUGUGCGCAGGGUAGUACAGAUCUUCAGGAUUAUGAGGAUUUUAAGAAUUCUAAAACUUGCGAGACACUCUACUGGUCUUCAGUCUCUUGGGUUCACCCUCAGAAGAAGCUACAAUGAACUUGGACUGUUGAUAUUGUUUUUAGCUAUGGGCAUCAUGAUCUUCUCUAGCCUGGUGUUCUUUGCUGAAAAAGAUGAAGAUGCUACAAAAUUCACCAGUAUUCCCGCUUCUUUCUGGUGGGCAACAAUUACCAUGACAACUGUGGGUUAUGGGGAUAUCUAUCCGCAAACCCUCCUGGGCAAAAUAGUGGGUGGUCUCUGUUGUAUUGCUGGUGUGUUAGUGAUCGCACUGCCUAUCCCUAUUAUUGUGAAUAACUUUUCUGAGUUCUACAAAGAACAAAAAAGACAAGAGAAAGCUAUCAAACGAAGAGAGGCUCUUGAGAGGGCCAAGAGGAAUGGCAGCAUUGUGUCAAUGAACCUGAAAGAUGCCUUCGCUCGCAAUAUGGAGCUAAUAGAUGUUGUAAUAGAAAAGGGUGAGGAGAAGGGCUCAGAAAAUCAUCUUUCUCCAAGCAGGUGGAACUAUCAAAAGAGCUCCAACUCUGACAUAAGUUCCAAAGCCUAUGAAGCAAAAUAUAAAGAAAUAGGCCAGUUGGGUUCUCCAGAUCGAGUCUUCGAACCUAGUUCAAGCCCUCAGCGGCUGAACGCCAAAUCCCUCGAACAAAUGUACAACCAGAUGACAUCUCCAUCAGCCAUAAGCUGCAUUGGACCUUCAGCUUCUAAAGGCUGCACUUUCGGUAGAGAAGAAGAGAUGGAGAUGAAGGUAGUCCAGCAUGAACUUUUUCUAAAAGAAAGACCCAUUACUGAGAUCAGAAGCCUGUCCAGCGUUGACAGCUUCACUAGCUGCGCCACCGAUAUCAGUGAGGUUGAGAAAAGCGCACUACUGCCCAAUAUUUCAGGAAUACAGAGGCAUCCACGUGCUCCUCCCCCACUUGACCUUCGCCAGAUUACCUCUCUGGAAAAACGAGCACCUGAGAAAUCACGGCAGCCCACAAUCAUCAAAGAGGGCCUCUAUGAGUUUGUCCAGUGCAACCCCGAGAGCAGUGCCACGCCGAAGGGUGAGGAGAAUCAAAGCUUCGAUCCCAGUGGUGAAAAUGUGAGGAGCUCUCCAAGAGAAAACAGCCAAGUUAAGGUCAAGGGACUCAAAGUGAACUUCACUGAAUCUGCAGACGAGGGGGCUUCCAACUUGCAUUUAGUUGUGACAGAUGACAUGGCAUCACUGACACCAAAACUACCAGAAUCUGACCCAUUACUGCUGGCCGGUUCUCUUCGACAGAGUCCGAGAUCCCCAGGAAAAGGCUUUGAAGGGGAUGGACCAACAAGCUCUCCAGGUUUCAGCGUGUCCCCUUUUGAAAGCCAAAGAGGGAGAAACCAUGUUGAUAGAGCAGCUGUUUCUCCCACUUCCCCUAAAAGUGCACUAAACUGUGUUUCAGCCAUGGUUGCUGCCACUGGAGGGGAAGACAGCAUUCAAAGUGGACAGAAGGUGGACAACCACCUGCUUUCCCCGGAUAUUCUCAAGUCAUCAGGGGAUGGAGGUCGGUCACCACCAUGUGAAACUAGCAUGUAAUGCACUGAGCAGCCAGCAUUGACAUGUAGAUUCACAAAAUGAAUGCAUCUAAGGCAGUAUGUGGACAGAAAGAGGCAUACUGAUGUAGAGAAUAAGUCUUUCUUUUGUCUGUACAACUCAGCGUCUUUGAAACUAUUAAUCAAUGAUGGGACUGCAUAUCUGCAGAAAUUGACUAUGAUUUUGAGAGAAAAUGUCUGCUCCCAGUUCAAGAGCUUACUGACAUUCAUGAACAGAACAUCCUCUUAUUAAAACAUAAUUAUUAUUUUGUAUGACCCUUAAUGUGAAGGCUUAGAUAGCUGUGUCAUAUACAUUGUGAUGCAUAUAGUGAGCCAGGAAACUGACAUUUUGACGAAAAUUUUAGAUUUGUAGUCCACUGAGUAGAUGUCAGAAGCGUACAUGUUUGUAAAAGGCUAACCACUGUAGCAUGUGUUAGGUUCGAGUAAUAGUUCUGACCAAAGUGCUACCAGUGUUAUUUGGCAGUUAGCGUUUUACUUGAAAUAAUAUUUUUGACCAAAAUAUGCCUUUUGAUUUGAUUUCAUGCUGAGUGCUAUGCCUCAGUGGUAAUAUGUGAAACAACACAAGUCUUCAGUUGUCUCUAAUCCAUUUUUAUUUAAAUGUCCCUUGACCAAGCACUACAAAAGGAAAAAGAACAAAAAAUAAAGCUUGUCAGUGCUAAGUAUAAUUCUGAUAUCUAGAUGAGCAUGUUGGUUUCAGUGUAACAUGAGGGUGACUGUUCACAUUUGCAUCGCUGUUUAGUUGAGCCAUAGUCUACUUAGAAAAUACAUAAAUUCAUUGUAUAAAUUGUUUGGCAGGUUACUGCUGUGGACAACACUCCACAUCAGUAUAUCUGUGAAAACGUAUAGAAAAAUCUGUUUUGUUGCCUUUACUUCAGAAACAGCUGAGGAAAUAACCUAUGACGCACAUGGUAAAUUAACUGCCCUCUGCUGGAUGAAGGAAAUGGCACUUUAUUUCUGAGACAUCAGCUUGACUGAAAUGGAAAUAUUGUACAUUUAAUUAAUGUUAUUUUAACGUUCGUCUCCUGAUGUUCAAUACGAAUGCUCUAACAAAGAUGUCAAUUGAUGUCAACACCUCAAAGCUCCACCGUGAAUUGUAUGAUUUGUAUAUUAACUGUAUAUUCAAGACAUUAUCUGCUACAUCCAUGUAGUGUGUAGAAACACAUUUGUGGUGUCAAUCAUACUCAAGCAAUUUUUAAGAAAAAUUAGGCAGGACCACAAAUCCUGCAUUAAAUAUUUAAAGCUGUGCCUUUUCAUAAACAGUCAUUUAUGAGAAGGUGUUAAGAUAUUUGUUUUGGUUCAGAUAAUUCUGUACAGAAAUUCUACUUUUUAUAGAGUAAUAAAUGCAAAUACAACUAAGUUCUCAGGUUUAUUAUGUAAUCUUGAAAGCCCUAAUGCCAUGGUUUGUUUCUAUAUUCAUCUUUUUGUUAGUCACAUUAAAGGACGUCUAUAAAAUGAAAAAUAUCACUGAACGGAAUUAAAAGCACUGCACGAUCAUUUACUUGCACAAGCAGACAUCAUGAGCAGAUUUAUCAUGAAUAUGACUUAAACAUUGUUAUACAGACUUAUUUCUGCAUUCAAUCUCAAUUGUGUUUUUCAUUAGGUUUGGUCCCUAGUUUGUACAUCAGUAUGUGACAUUAGAUGUUUAUAGUUGUACAUACUUUCUUUGAAAUAGUGACUGCAUUAUUCCAGAUUCCUAGAACGACCAUGAAAUAACAAAUAAAUGUUUGUACAGGACUCUAUGAUUACUUUCUUCAAGUUGAAAAUUUUAGUACCCUUUCAAGUACAUCUUGAGGUGGUAUCUUGGUAAGAAACUUCAAGUUAUGAUGAGGGGGACCUUCAAACAGCCUCUGCCAUCUUUUAGAUGAAGUUCAGACUUCAGAGACAAAUAUUUUACAAAGCAUUACAUUAGCAAGGCCUAAAUCGGGGUGUCCAAACAAAAUGUUAACCCUUGUUAUAGCCAAUGGACACAG